This is a messenger RNA of Fusarium subglutinans, 531 nucleotides long. RefSeq lists its product as uncharacterized. Lineage: Eukaryota; Fungi; Ascomycota; Sordariomycetes; Hypocreales; Nectriaceae. The record is from RefSeq and is a predicted model, not a curated record. The coding region runs from base 1 to 531 and encodes 176 amino acids. The transcript is spliced from 2 exons.
AUGGCACCUUCACGACGUGCCCCACGCAACUCAAGUGGCCAGUUGGCUCCUGCUGAGGGCGUAUUCGCAGACUACGAGGGAAAUAUAGAGGCAAAGGCAGGGCAAAGUUCCCGGAAUGCCAUUGGCGCGGCCGAAAAUGCGCUUGUCUUGGCUGAGGUUGUCAAGAAUCUUCUUGACAGCCUAGACAUGAUCGUAGGCGAGCAAUCCCCGGAACUCGCGCCUAGCUCAAUCGACUCCGUUCUUCGAGCUGCCCACGUUGGCCGCAGCGGAAGUGGCAGCGGAAGUGCCAGAGGCGCACCCAGAUUCGAUGACACGCCGAUUCCUAUCGACCUAACCGCCGGGUCACCGUCUGCCCAGAAGCGAAAGGCUCCUCAGGUCAUCGAUCUAGACUCGGAUGAAGAUCUAGUUCAAUUUGAGGAACCUGAGGGUCAGACACAAGAUGGCAUUCCAACAACUUCACGACCUUUCCCUGCGGGGCCAUUCAUCGUUUCUGACUCAAUUCCAUGCGGUAAUGGUCGCAAGGACAUCUAA